Molecule: messenger RNA, 8490 nt
Organism: Salmo salar (Atlantic salmon)
Lineage: Eukaryota; Metazoa; Chordata; Actinopteri; Salmoniformes; Salmonidae
Product: RNA-binding protein 33
Molecular function (GO): RNA binding
Source: RefSeq, a predicted model, not a curated record
CUCAUUCCCUCCGCCAUGUUUAUGUUCUGAUUCUCUGCCGAUGGUGGUAAACAACGUUAGCUGUAGCAUUAGCUUGAUUUAAACACAAAGGUGUAAACAUUUCAAUGUAUUCUGCAAUUAUAUAGAAUUGCACUUACACGGAGGGAACAGUAUUGCGUCAUGGCGGCCAGCCCCCGAGAUGAUGACUUUGAAGAUUAUGAUAAACCAGGUGCAGAGAGAUCACGCAGGAGGAGAGGCGAAGAUGAUGAUUUAGACAGUGAAUUUGAUGGUGAUUUGCUCGAUGAGGAUUGGCUGACAGCCAAAAAGAAUCCCUCAGAAGUGUCAGAUGAGGAAUUGAACGACGACCUUCUGCAAAGCGAUGACGAAGAUCAAAACAUCGGCCAGGGCGUUAGCCUCAAUGCUACUCUAGGCGAAUUUGACCAGCAGGUGAACCCCGUAGACUACACAGACGACCUAGGAGAUGUAGAGAGGGGCUACCAGCAGGAGGGGGGAGAGUACGUGGAUGAGUACAGCCAGCCCGAUGACAUGGAGAUGCCAGACGGCCAAAUGGAAUACUCAGGAGAACAGGCCGAAGGCGACGGGAUUUACCAGGACGAAGUGUUAGACAUUCAAAUCAAUGAGCCUCUAGACGAUGAAUUUCAAGUGGAUGAUUACUCGGCAACCUACAGAGAUGGAGAACAACCGGAGCAUCUAGAGGAGCAGGCAGAGCAACAGGAAGCACCGGAGGGGGAAGAAGAGGAAGACUCUCAGCUUGCAGAGGAGGCUGAAAAUGAACCAGAGCCAGAGGAAGAAGUGAAGGAGGAGGAAGACGAGGACGAAGAGGAAGACGACGAUGGACAGUCUGGCCGGUUGCGUUUCAAAACGGAGCGCAAAGACGUCACGUCUGGCAUUGUGCGGCUGGCAGAUGCAGCAAACAAAAGAAGAAACAUUCCUGAAACAUUAGAACUCUCUGAAGAGGCCAAAGCAGACCUGAUGGAGUUUGAGGAGAAGGAGCGCCAGAGGAAGCAGGGCCGCUUUGGGGGCCGAGGAGGAAGAGGAGGAGAGAGAGGAGGAUUCAGAGGACGAGGAGGAAGAGGGGGGUUCCCCGGAUUCGGGAUGGGAGACUUUGGUGGAGGAAGAGGACGAAUGAAUGACCAGAGGCUCCCAAUGAUGCCACUGCAUAUGGGCAUGCAGCAGUCUCCCUCCAGAAUGCCUCCCCCUCACCACCAAACUCAUCAGCAGCACCAUCGCCAGGGCGGCCCCGGUGGCCCCCGAGGGCCUCUUUUCCAGGAGCACAGUGGGGGCUCGCUGGCCCAGCAGCCCCUGCAACCCCUCAUCCCCCAGCACAUGGCCCACCGUAGCUCUCCCUCCUCACACGGGGCACCAGUCAGGCCCCAGAUGGACCCGCCUCCCCGCAUGAUGAGUCCCCCUCCUUCACACAACCACCCCCACCAGCAACAGCAGCAGCAGCAGCAGCAGCAGCAGCAGCAGCAGCCCAAGAACAUCCACAUCAAUCCCCAUUUCAGGGGCCCAGCGUCCUCCCCUGCACAAGUGCCCUUGAUGCCUCCUGCCCAGAGCCAGCCCAGACCUGCUGCGAGUCCUCAGAGGUUCCCUGGAUCAGGGGACUUCCAGCAGCAGCACAUGCCUGGUAAUUUUGGCCAGCCGCCCCAGAGGCCCCCCCAUCACAUGGAGCCCUGGAGGAACCAGCCUCCCCCCGCCCCCCAGGACAGAGAGCCCUUCUUUAUCGGGGACCCAGGGCGGUUCCCUGGGCAACAGCAGCACAUGUUCGAUCACCAGAACCCUGGCUUACUCAUAAACAGUAACAACCAUCAGAUCCCCAGCCAGGGCCACAUGGCCUUCAACCAGCCAGGCCUAGGAGGGUUCAACCAGCCAGGCCAGGGUCCAGGGGGCCAGCUAGGGCUGUUCCAGAGAGAGCCCCCCAGACCCAAUCUGCCUCCCCAGGGCCACCCCCAGGGCCACCCCCAGGGCCACCCCCAGGGCCACCCCCAGGGCCACCAGGGCAUGGCCAGCCUGACGGGGCUCGGCGGACCCCCCAACACCAGGCCCUUCAUGGGCCACAUUCAGCCCGGGUUUCAGCAGCAGCAGGUGCCCCCCGGGCCCUUCCCCCUGCAGCAGCUCCAGUUUGGGAUGCAGGUACGGAUGAGAGGCUUGAUGCAGCACGGCCCUCCCCACUCGCACCUCCAGCAUCACGACUUGCCUCUCUCCCAUCAACAACAACAGCAGCAGCACCACAGACAGGACCUGUCUCAGCCGCCCCCCCACCACCACCCACAGCACCAGCUCCACCCCAACGAGCAGCGGCAAGGCCCCAUGAUGCACCACGGCGGUGGGCAGGGCCAGCCCCUCUUUCACCAGAUGCAGCAGCACGGCAGCCCCAGACAGACGCACCCUGGCGGACCCCACCCACAGCAACGGAACGCCCCCAUCAGGCCCAGGAUGAACCCUCCUGCACUGAAAGUCCUUCCCCAGCGCAACAGCAACCUCCGCGAGCUCCCCGUGGCACCUGGCAACCAAAACAUGAACAAUGUCCGCCCCGCCUCGGCGCCCAACGUCAGGCCCGUUGCCAGGGCAAUGCAGUCGGGGGUGCGACCGAGCCUGAACGCUUGGCCGGUCCCCGGCAGUGGCAGAGGGAGAGCCCAGCCUACUGUUGCCAACAAGGCUGCAGCACAGCUACCUGGACCACCUGAAAGAACGGUGGUUCGCAGGGAUUCCACAGGCACUCAGCCAAACAUAGCAGUACAGGAUCCCGAUGAGGACGAAGAGACGCGGCAGUACCGUCUGAAGAUCGAGGAGCAGAAGCGACUCCGGGAGGAGAUCCUGAAGAGGAAGGAGAUGAGGAGGCAGAUGCAAGCCGGCGUCCGCAAGAAGGAGCUUCUGGAGCGCAUCAACGGCCAGGGUGACCCACAACAACAGCAGCAGAGGCAGUUUCCACCUAAACCCCAACAGCCCCAGCAAGGUUCUACUGCCUUCCCUCCCAACGGCACUCCACCGACGGCCCCCGCGCUCCGCCAGAACGUGAAGACCCGCCUGCAGAUGACCAAGGGCCAGGGUCAGCAAGCCCCAGCGCCAGGCUGGCAGGGGGGCCAACAGGCGCAGAACAUGGGCCCUGGUCCCAACCCUACCCAGCAGGCCCAGCAACAACAACAGCAGCAGAGGAGGAACGUUACCCAGCUGAACCCUAUCAGACCAGGGGGGCCCACUGCCCUGGGGAACAUGCCCAUGCAGGGAGCCCUGAUGGCAGGUCUGAGUCCAGGCCAGGCCCAGGCUCUGGGGCCUAAGUCAGGGGUGAAGAGAACUGUGAUGCAGCGAGCCAAUAGUGGAGACAGAGCGGGGCCACACAUCCCACAGAAAGUCAGAGUUGUCAAGCUUCUAGGAGGGGGAGCAGAUGUGAUUGGUAUCAGCGCCCCCAUCCAGCAGCAGCAGGCCACCAGGCCAGCCCCCCAUCUCCGCCAGGGCCCAGUGAGGAAGAUAACCCUGGCCAACCCCCCCGGAGGACAGCCCAUACAGGGCCUGGUCACACAGGGGGACAGAGGGGGCCUGGGCAACAGGGUGGUUGUCCCGGGGCGUGGCAGAGCCAGAGGGGCAGCGGGGGCAGGAGGAGCGGGUCAGCUGGGGUGUGGGCGUGGCAGAGCCAGAGGGGCAGCGGGGGCAGGAGGAGCGGGUCAGCUGGGGUGUGGGCGCCUGAUGCCCACCAGACAGAAUCAGCGAGGGGCGGGGACGGGGGACAGCCAGGCCUGCACUGUGUCCAUAGACGGCCUGUCUACAUCCACCACGGACACGCAGCUCCAAAACCUGCUCAACUCCAUCGGCCCCAUCCAGAUGUUCAAAAUGCUGCCCCAUCAGAGGAAAGCUAUUGCCAAAUUUCACAAUCCCCAGCAUGCCCUGAGUUUCCAAGUCAGCUUCAACAGGCAUAUGAUAGAUUUGUCGCACAUUGACGUGUCACUGAUUGACGGCUGAAGCGAGCGGUAGAGGGAGGAGGCGAGCGCCCGGUGCGGGGACGUCGCGUCAGAUGCUUAUUCAACCUUGAGGCUCCCGUGUACAGCUCCUUCAGCUAGAUGUAACCACGUCCCUAUGGAACACUAACCUACACCGUACCCUCAUCCUCCUCACAACAAGCACCCCCAACCGCCUGGCCUGCGGACUAUCUACUGUGGAAAUCCUCAGCACAACGCAGCAUGUCUUUUUCUCCUCAUGGUUGAAUUGCGGUCAAGGGGGGAGGUUCAAUGCCGGUUUCAUGUGACAAUAUGUUCACGGUCGCCGGUCUGGUGACAUUCAAACUGUGACAGAAGAAAUCUGAGAUAUGAGAAAAGGUUUGAGUAAAAGGUUUGUGCAUCGGGCACUUACGACAACAAGAAGUAGUGGCUGACACUGGAUAAUGGUUGCUCCCAUCCUCGGCUCAGUUGUGAACACCAUCGAUAUCAACAGUUAGAGAGAAGAGAUCUGGAGAUCUGCCUGUGUAUAGGCUAUUGUUUUAAGCUGUACCUCAAGAUUUUGCUCAUUUUUCUGAACAGGUCUUUUGGAUUCGAGGAAAGCUACUGAGUAAAACAGGUGUAGAAGAGGAGCGAGGCUUGCCACUAUGUUGUUUCCCUUCUGGCAGUGCCAUUUUCCUCCUAUAGAUGGCAGCAUUUGAUAAUGAUUGUGUACAGUAUGGGGGGGCUUUUUGGGUAGGGCCCUUCCUCAAGCAGCUGGGUAAAUGGCAUAGUUUCUGGGUAAAUGGCACUGCCUAGUGGAGAACAUGUAGGAUCGUAUUAAAGCCAUUAACAAGAAUUCUGGUCAAAUGCAGUUUGAGGGUAUGACGAUGGGGAUGAUUCAAACUUACACAUGCGUCAGGUAAUGGUUCCAUGGAUUUUUGUUCGAAUAGAAUCUAGAUUGACUGGCCAUACAAAAUAAAGUAAGAUCUUAUUCCUAACAUUUAAGACUGGAUAACAUGGAUAAUAGUGUCUAUAUGUGAGGUUUUCUUCUGCACUUUUAAGUUAAUUGACGUUAACUGGUAUACUGGUUCCAUUUUCCUUCUCACUCUAAAGAGUCCAUUUUGGCCGGUAGCAUUACUUGAUCACUGAGCUUUUAAUUUAGUCUUUUAAUUGGUUAAACACGAGUAGGCCGCCUACAUUGGUGCGAUCUCUAAAUGGGUUUUAGACAUUAUUUUACUUUUCUGAUGCACUCAACUUUAGUUUUGUAUAUUUUUUUAGCAUAUUCUGAUUUCAUUGGUACAUGUCAGGUUUAGUGGGUGUGCUCCAGAAUAAAUUAUCGUUACAAGUUCUAUUUUAAAGAUUUUUGAUUGUCAUGGUCCUUUGGGAUAAUGAUUGAAAUGCUGAGUAUGGCUGGUAGGCUAUAAAACUAUGUCAACAAUAUCUUUCACAGAUUGAUUGGAAAAAGAAAGACCUUAUGAAGCUUCCCGAUUUUUGCAGGGUACAUUUUUACAUUGUAGCAGAUUUGUUUAAGUUGCUAUAAAUUCAUAUUUAUCUGUAUUGGAUUACUGAUACAAUGAAUGUUGUUGGCCGAUUUCUAUUAUGAAAACUAUUGAUAUGGCUCAUUUAGGAACAGUUGGAAGCCUGGUUUGGUCUGAUUUGCAUGCCUUUCUGACUAGCUGAUAUUCAUAUAGAGCUAUAAUUUAAUAGUAAACUUUCCUUUUGAUUUAAUGGUAAAACAAGGAUACUGGUUUGUUGUUUUUGUGAUUGGCCAGAGUUAAAAAUGUCGUAGCAGUCUUGACAAUCUCUUUGUAGUUUAGCAUUCUGAUAAGAACACCAAGCCGCAAAAGGAAAGAGGACGUUUGUGUUUUGUUUUACUUUCCAGAACAAAUUGAUUUACAAACUCUUUCUAUGCUGAGUGAUUAUCUAGAUUAAUGAACACAUACAUAACACACACACACACACACACACACACACACACACACACACAGGUCUUUUGAUGUCAUGAAGAUGUUCCCUUCCUUCGGUAGUUAAUUUGAUUUAGUAUUGAUCCAUUUCAGGUUUACGGAAACCUGGUGUCUGGUGCAGCAAAGUCCAAUUUACUUCUGAAGACAACGUAGUACAUUUCAGUGUUGCUGGAUCACGGUCUAGUGAAGUUUUUAUUUUGAAAAUAUUGUUGACAUUUCCUUGCUUCCAAAAGUGGCAAACCUCGAGUAAUAAGAUAUGAGAAUAGAACAGUCGCAGUAUAAUUACAUUAUUUUGUAUAUUUUCGUUCAAGUCGUUCAGAGCAAUACAUUUUCGGAAGGUGUGGGGGCAACCAUUAUCAGUGUAUUAGUAAUGUACAUAACACCAAACAAGUAGAACUUUCACCGAAUGUUUAUUGCUGUUCCAAACUUUUUGAGUUCUCAUUAUGUGCUUUGUUGUAUCAAGUUAACUUUUUAUAUAUGUCUAUAUAAAAAAACAACUGAUGUGUCCAGACUUGAAUUAUUCUACUAGUGUUUCAUUUGUGUGUUGAACCGAAACUAAAGAGACCCUGGACCCCGUUUCUGUUUGUUGAUAUUUGAAGGCUUUUUUUUAAGGGGAAAUAAAUAAAAUAUGGCCUAUAUAUAUACCAUGAAGAUAUGGGUAUGUGAAGCCGAUUUAACUUCUCCAGCCCACAACUUUGUCUGUGUGUCUAAUGUCUAUGUGUCUUGUGCUUUACGAUGAAGCUCAAUUCUGAUGCAAGCUGUCAUUCAUUGUGAUCUAAUAUUUUUCUUAAGGUAUUGUUUCGUUUUUAUCCCCCCUGGUAUUGUUUCUUGCAUUGACUCCCCUCCCUGUGCUGUGUUUUACCAAAUCCUUUAACAAUUGCCUGUUGCGCAAUGAAACUUGGGAUCUAGGUGUAUCAGUAAGAUGAGGUACUUUUUAACGUAGGUUACAUAUUUCCAUUACAUGCCAAUUUGGUACAAUAAUAUGCCAUUAUUUGUGGCAAGGAAUCUAUUGUAGUAAUUUAUUUGAGUAUACUUAUUCAUAGUAUAUAUUUAAUUACCCUCCAACACUCAGCACUGAUAAUUUAUAAAGUAUUUUAAAUGCUAAUAGUAUUAGCUGUAAGUCUAAAUCUUGCCGUUUCCUGCGAGACAUAGAAGGGUACAGUUUUUAAGUGGUUUUGUUUGUCAUUGUUCCCCUUUCGUGGUUUCACUUUGACUACUGACCUAGUUUUGUUUUGUUCCUUUUGUUUGCUUUUUCUAACUGUAUUGAGUUUUAGUUCUGAAUCCUAUGGAUUUUUGAAAGUAUCGGCUAUGCCAUUUCAGUCACAUUAGUAUACGACAUAAGUUAUGUCUGGUAACGGAGAACAGGUUCAUAUUGGACCUAUUUGUACCUUCUUUCUAAGGUUUUUACUGCCAAUGUACUUGCAUGAACUUUAUGAUGAACAUAAUGAUUUUUAUGUCCAGGUUUGGAGCACUCCUCUUUAGCGGUUUUAAAUGUUGAUGAUUUUUUUAAAAGCUGCACUAAUUUAGAUUUUAAACAAGAUGUUACAUAGUGUCUUAGUGAUUGACCGAUCUGCUCAUAUUGUCUUAUUGUUUUUGCUAUUGGUUAUUUUAUUUGAAAUGUCUAUGGUUUUUGCCCUGGAACAUCCAGUGAACUGCUAUGCUGCUUAAAAUGUUAUCGUGGCCAAAACCUGUUAAACCUGAAGUUUAAAAGCUCUUCGAACGACUAACAUUUCUUAUUCUUCUCAGGUGUUCUGGAUGGGAUCCAGAAGCGCUUUGUGUUUUGCAGAACCACGGCUGAAUAACCAUAGUUGACUCCUUCUCUCCGUAAUAGGUUGGAUCCCGCCGACUGACACCUUGCGUCAAUGCUAACACUGUUUGUUUGAUUUGCAGGUCCUGUGAGAACACAAUUGACAAAUCUUUCUUCAUCUUGAUAAUUCAGUCAAUUUUGCAGCAUGGUUUUGGACCUCAAACACCCUUGGCCAGACUUCUCCUUCUUCCAACCUCUUUCCCCCCCCCCCCCAAACCUCCGAGGUUGGCGUUGACUCAGUUGAGGUGUGUUGUUAUUGUGGUGGUUGUUGCUGCUCUUAACCCUCUGUAUCAAGCAGGGGCCUUGCCUGGAUUACCUUUGUUUGUUAGCCCAAUGGAUGGAGGUUAACAUCUCUGUGACGACACCCGGGGGUCACAGAUCAGACACACUUAAAGCCACUCGCUUCCACUCCACCCAACUCAUGCCAGCUAUGCUCGGCAUUCAAAUGUUUGGUUGGAUCGUGGAAAAGGUACUACACUGAUUUCUUGUGCGGUGUGAUAUUGUCAAGCACUGGGGGAAAAAACGGACUUGAAUCGUUGAAAGAAGUACCAAAAUGUAUGUUUCACAUUUGUGUUGGAAGACAUGUUGAUCCGUCGAGAUUGUUCAACCCCAGAGUUUGUGAUGCGAUGUUGUUGUUUAAGAACUUCAGUGUUUUGUCCGUGAAAUGUUUGCCUGUGAUGCGUUUGUACACUGAAUAUUGAUGCAACACGUUGAACAGUUAAAAUGAUUUUUACGAAAUAUACAAGCUACAAUGUAACUUUGUUGACUAGUUAAGUGAUUCUUACCUAAAUAAACACUUUUAAAUGUA